Molecule: messenger RNA, 4820 nt
Organism: Ruditapes philippinarum (Manila clam)
Lineage: Eukaryota; Metazoa; Mollusca; Bivalvia; Venerida; Veneridae
Product: WW domain-containing adapter protein with coiled-coil-like
Exons: 13
Coding region: 130-2112 (660 amino acids)
Biological process (GO): regulation of autophagy; positive regulation of TORC1 signaling
Cellular component (GO): nucleus
Molecular function (GO): chromatin binding; RNA polymerase II complex binding
Source: RefSeq, a predicted model, not a curated record
AGCAAGUGCCCGGAUAGAAUAUGGCGUCGACUGAACUGACCCAGAACUGCUAACAGUCACAAAUUUCAAUCCAAAACAGGUCCAUUUUAGCGCUAAAUUGCGUUAAAUCAAUCCCAAACGAAUGCAUUAAUGGUAAUGCAUGCAAGGAAACACCCCAGAAUCGAUGAUGGGUAUCCUGACAAGCGAGAGGCCCAGUCAUACCAGUCCUCCCAAUACCCAUCAAAGACCGGUUACAGUAACCAUAACGACAGAUAUGAGAGACGUCGGUCACCAGGGAGAGACAGUCCCGCAUCUCGUGAUAGUCCCAGAUAUAUCAACAAAUCUUCAUAUAUUGAGAGAAAUAAAGAGAAAUAUGAAAGGGGGAACGAAAAUUCCCCUGGGGGAAAGAAAGCCAACCAUAACUAUGCAGGAGGGAGUAGUAAUACAAAUGGUGGAAGCCAUGACAGACCAACAACAAGGAACACCUCAAAUGCCAAGGACAAAACAGAGGUGCAAAAAACUGCAAUACGUUCAUGUGGAGAGUGGUCAGAGCACCUCAGUUCCACGGGGAAGAAGUACUACUAUAACAUCAAGACGGAGGUGUCCCAAUGGGAGAGACCUAGAGAGUGGAGUGACUCAUCGGCAGUUCGACCAGACAGACAUUCAACAGACUCACGAACCAAUAGUGAAAAACACAUUUCUAAAGAUGUUAAAAAUAGACAUUCUAGUGGUGGAAUUGAAAAACGUGAAAAACAUUUGGGUGACUUACGGCACAUGGUUGCGGAUGGCAACCCAAAGCCAGACAAAAUGUACUUGUUUGAAAAACUGCAACAAAGUCAGUCGAAAUUGCAAGCGGAAAUGCGUGCAAACAAACAGCUACACUCAUCGGAUACGAAAGAUAUACAUAGACGUAGUGAUGACAAUUCAACUAACGAUUAUCCAAAUUCUUCAAACUCUAGUCGGAGUCGAAGGGAUAGUGAGAGCUCACGGACGUUGGCGAGACAGACUUCAAGAAACGACCAAGACGACAUAGACUCUCCCAGUAGUACACCAACCAGUCACCGGUCAGGAAGCACGCCUCAUGGAUGUAUGAAUCCAGUCUCUAACAUUUCUGCGGCUAAUUUAAACAUUUCAAAUAUUCCUAACCUCAUUACUCAGUUAAGUGGUGGACAGAACAAUCAGGAACUGACCAAUCGAGCUCUGCAGACUUUACAGAAACUGCAGCAAGCAUUGUCGCGGCAGAUAGCCGCACACCAAACCAGUGUGUCAAACCAGUCAAGUCAGUCUACGACUGUUCAAGCAUCACCGCGGCAUCAUGUAAAUCAGUUACCGGAGGAAGCACUUGCGUCCUACCAGCAACAACUUCAACAUCACCAGCAGCUUCAACAUCAUGCCCAGCAGUCUCUUCAUGCUGUCCUACAAGCACCUGCCACCCCGUCUCACCCUCCUCAUAGGAGUCCAUAUAUGAACUCUAAUAAUAGUAUAUCCCAUCCCAAUUCAAGUCCUCAGCCUGUAGUUUCCUUAGCGACGUCGGCAUCACCGGUGGCAACGACUGCAGGCUCGACGUCAAUACCAAUAACUCAUACUGGGAAUCAAGUACACAGGGGUAAUACUGUAUAUGGGAAGUUUUUAGGUUCUCAAAAUAAUUCGACCCCGUCUUUCCAGAACAUGGAGGAGAUGCUGGGGGAGAAUUCAAAAGGAGUUGAAGGAGGUGGGAGUGAUCGUUCAUGUUGUAGCCCUGCCCCGAGUGAUACCAGUUCCCAGGGUGCCCCAGUGGACCCGGAUAUGUUCUCGUCUAGCUUGGGCCAGAAAGAUACCAACCUGAUGUCAUCUUUAAGACAGUAUUACAAUGAGAACUCGGUGUCACAUGUGACUGGCUGGCAAGGAGAAUUGUUUGAAAAACAAUCUCGCUUUUAUCGGGAUGAGGCUCUUAAAAUUGGUAGUUUAAUUAGCAGUCAGGUAUCUGUAGAAUUAAAGCGGGCCAGGUCAUUGGUGCGGGUAGAAGAGAUACAAGCUACGUUACACGAGCAAAGGAACUUGUUCCUGGCACAGCAGAUUACGGAGUUAGAGAACAUGAAACCAGUGUCAUCUGUGUCAUCGUUUCUACCUGCGUCGUCAACGAGUACGUCCUAGUAGAUAUAAAACAUUUAUGUAAAGAGUGUGUUAAAAUCUUAUGUGAUACUAACGCUGGUUAUUAUUUAAACCAGUCCAAGUGUGACAGCCGCCUAGAAACAGAAUGUUUUUACUUUCCCCGAAGGCCGUUUUAAGAGAUGGGUCAACGUUCCGGCUGCCUAGAAACAGAACGUUUUUACUUUCCCCCCGAAGGCCGUUUUAAGAGAUGGGUCAACGUUCCGGCUUCAUCUGUAACCUGGAAAGUCACUGCAGGAUAACGGGAUUGUUUCAAGGGAGAAUUUGUGUGGUGCAUAAAGGAAAAUGACAGUAAAAGGGACAAGUAUAAAUUAUGGUUUAAGUAAAGAUAAAAAGUAUGUUAAUGUUAGGUUGUAUAAUGUUUCAGUUCUUAACUCAUUGAAGGACGGAACUUGCAUUGUUGUAAUGAUGGAGGCAUGAAAUUCUGUUCAUGAAUUUCUUAAUUUCAGAGUAGAGAAUGGUUCAGAUUAGAAAUCCUGUUUGGUGGAGAGAUUGACUAAAAAUAAGUCUUCAUUAGCCUUUUAAGUCCUUGUGUUUGUCCUUGACCAAACUACUACUAUCAUAGGAUAUGACAUAUAUGUUAAUAUAUGAGGCAUGAACAAAAAAAAUCAUUAAUUUAUGAUAGUAUAGUCAGAGACUUCCCAUCUUUGAAAAUUGUUAAAAAAGAACUUAAAAUUAUAUAUUGAUUUGAGAUAAUAAUUAGGGAAGUAAAUCUUUCCUACCAGUUCCUUUAAUUGUUAAACUGUUUCUCCAUUUGUUUACAAAUUUCUUCAUUUGUUUACCAAUAUCUCCAUUUAUUUACCAAUUUCUCUGAUUGUGUACUAGUUUGACUUAACGAAAGUUUCAAAUAAUGAAGUAUAGAAAGUUCUACGUGAAAAGUUUGCUGAUUUAUAUACAUUGCAUUACACCAUUCAGAAAAAUAUAGGCAACACGGAAAAUUGUGAAUACCAGGAAAAAUGUGUAUUAACUAUUGUUAAAAUCUGCUUUUCUAUGAAUCUCAUACUGGCCACAGCUUUCACUGUUGUCUGUUACUUUAUAGUGCUAUGAUGAUAUUGAAGAAAAAAACAACAUUUAAUACUAAUAGGGCAUUUUCUGUUGUACCCCAUUCCCUGUUUGAAUUUUGUUGUUGACCUCUUUUUUUAAGUGAACUUUAACAAAAAGUUAAAAUUCAUAGCUUUUAUGCCUGUUAGAAUUUGUAUUUUCUUGAAUAAUAAGGAGGUUAUAAUAAUGAAUAUUCACAUUUCCCAUCAGGCUUAUUCAAUGUUUAAACAUUUCAGUAUUCAAGUUUUGUUUAACAAUUCUUUUAACUGCAGAGGUCAGGGGCCACAACUCUUUUUAUUUAUUGUCAAUUUUUUUUUAUUACCAAGUCUUUAUAGAAGUUAUAUGACAAUGAAGGAACAUGUUGAUAAGCCAAGCCCAAAAUGUUUUAUCCAUCAUCUAUGAUCUGUUUCUAGUGUAUAAUAAAUAUGAUGUGCUUUAUAAUUUUUGUUGUGAUAAAGUUUAUUAACUUUAAGCUUGAUGCAUUUAGUAAGCACAUGUGACUAUUUCUUAAACUCUGUGCAGAAAAUUUACAUUGUUAGAAUGGUAGAUUAGAUGGGUAAAAAAAGUCAGGGCUGUUCGUUAAUUCUGAAAAAAAACUGUCUUUUUUCUAUAAUAAAACUACAAAAAUGAAAAAAAUUAUCACUAGAAAUGGAAUUUUGAAGAUUUUUUUUUAACAUUUUAACUUUCACCCUUGUUAUUGUAAGUAAGUGCUUAAUCAUAUUAGUACACAAACUGUAACAUAAUAUAUGCUUAGAUUUACUUUGUAAUAUAAUGGUAAACUUUAAAUGAGGAAUUUUAGCUCUUAAAGUUCUCAAAAAUUUCUCAAAAAUCUCAAGUGGAUUGUAAAUUUUUUUUUCAUCGACUAGUGAAAAGCUAUAUUUUUUAAACAAUCUAAUACAUUUUUAUAUAUCUUUAGGCAUUAAGAUGUUACAUAACUAAUACUUCGUUUUCUUGUUUAAAACGUUCUUAAGUAGAUCAGAUCUUCGAGAUAAUAUAUAAAUAAAAUGAUAAUAUAUAUUCAACUAUCUGACUAGCUUAAUUAAGGUUUUUGUUCUUCUUGGGUGUUGAAUUUUGCUUGGAAAAGAAAUUCAUCUCAACAAUUAAGCUAUAAUGUUGUCAUAUGUCCUUGACCAUGUUUAAUUAGACAAUAAAACCUCUGAUAAAAAAAAAUAUGAACUGUAAAGUAUCAUAACGUGGCUCAGCUGUGGAAUAUAUUGAAACCAUGUAGACACAGGGUAAUCAGUGUAAGGUUAUAAAUUUUUAUAACCGUUUCAUUAUAAUAAUUCCUCUGCUAUAUAAAACAUUAAAAAAUGUUUCCAUCUCGAAAACCAUGUGCUUAUUAUAUGUCAUUUGGUGAUGCGUUUCCACGGUGACAUUCUGUUGAUGUACUAUUUUUUUUCGUCUUUUUUUUUCUCGUUUUUAAAUUUUUCAUGUAUCACUGUACAUAGGUCAUAGUUGAUAAUAUUAAAAAAAGAAAAAGAUUUGUAAAUAAUAUUUUAUUUCUGUAAAUAUUUUGUUAUUGAAGUAUAUCAGAUGUACAUAACACUUCAGUUUAGUAUGAAUGCAAUAAAAAAAAUUAGCGUGUAGUAGAUGUCGUGUGAAUGAAACUCAUGUAAACUAUCACUACCAAUAUGUAUUUUUAUGUUCUUAAA